This is a messenger RNA of Zonotrichia leucophrys gambelii, 2959 nucleotides long. RefSeq names its product collagen type XXI alpha 1 chain (gene COL21A1). Bases 1 to 2874 code for a protein of 957 amino acids. The record is from RefSeq and is a predicted model, not a curated record. The transcript has 29 exons. NCBI's taxonomy places the organism in Eukaryota, Metazoa, Chordata, Aves, Passeriformes, Passerellidae.
AUGGCACAGAUUGUAACAUUUUUUCAGAUGCUGUUAGUUCUGCUGCUUCAUGAUUAUGUCUCAGCUGAAGAUGGCGAAACAAGAGCAAGUUGCCGAACUGCUCCGGCAGAUUUAGUUUUUAUCUUGGAUGGCUCUUACAGUGUUGGCCCAGAAAACUUUGAAAUAAUCAAAAGUUGGCUUGUCAAUAUUACAAGAAAUUUUGACAUAGGGCCAAAGUUUAUUCAAGUUGGAGUUGUCCAGUACAGUGAUUACCCCGUACUUGAAAUUCCCCUCGGAACUCAUGAAUCCACUGAGAACCUCAUUAGGGAAAUGGAGUCCAUACACUAUCUGGGAGGAAAUACAAGAACAGGAAGAGCUAUUCAGUUUGCCUUUGACCAUCUUUUUGCAAAAUCUUCACGAUUUUUAACAAAAAUAGCAGUGGUUCUCACUGAUGGAAAGUCCCAAGAUGAAGUCAAAGAUGUAGCAGCAGAAGCAAGGAAAAAUAAGAUCACUUUGUUUGCAAUUGGUGUUGGCUCAGAAAUUGAGGAGGAUGAACUUAAAGCUAUUGCCAAUAAACCUUCAUCAACUUACGUAUUUUAUGUUGAAGACUAUAUUGCAAUAUCAAGAAUUAAAGAAGUUAUAAAACAGAAACUCUGUGAAGAAUCUGUUUGUCCAACAAGAAUUCCAGUGGCAGCUCGAGAUGAAAAAGGAUUUGACAUUCUUGUAGGAUUAGGUGUGAAGAAAAAAGUUAAAAAGAGAAUUCAAAUAUCAACCACUAAUGCAAAAGCUUAUGAAGUAACCUCACGUGUUGACCUCUCAGAAUUAACAAGGAAUGUGUUUCCAGAAGGUCUGCCUCCAUCCUAUGUGUUUGUUUCCACUCAAAGAUUUAAAGUAAAGAAGACAUGGGAUUUGUGGAGAAUCCUGAGUCUAGAUAAGAGACCACAGAUAGCCGUCACUGUUAAUGGAGAAGAGAAAACAUUAUCAUUCACUACAACAAGUUUAAUAAAUGGCACACAAGUUAUUACAUUUGCUGCACCUCAUGUAAAGACAUUGUUUGAUGAAGGCUGGCAUCAAAUUCGUCUCUUAGUAACAGAAGACUCUGUGACUUUGUAUAUAGAUGGCCAAGAAAUUGAAACAAAACCAUUACAUCCAGUUUUAGGUAUUUACAUCAGUGGCCUAACCCAAAUAGGAAAGUAUUCUGGAAAGGAGGAAACGGUACAGUUUGAUUUACAAAAACUGCGAAUCUACUGUGACCCAGAGCAAAAUAAUCGAGAAACAGUCUGUGAGAUCCCAGGAUUUAAUGGAGAGUGCAUGAAUGGUCCCAGUGACGUAGGCUCAACACCCGCCCCCUGCAUAUGCCCACCAGGAAAGCAAGGACCUCCAGGCCCCAAAGGUGACCCUGGGCAGCCUGGGAAUCAUGGUUAUCCUGGUCUGCCUGGUCCAGAUGGUAAGCCUGGAUACCAGGGAUCAGCAGGAACUCCAGGUAUCCCAGGAACUCCAGGGAUUCAAGGACCUCGUGGCUUGCCAGGUAUCAAGGGAGAACCAGGAAAAGAUGGGGCAAAGGGUGACAGUGGACUACCUGGUUUUCCUGGAUUACAUGGGAUGCCAGCACCAAAGGGAGAAAGAGGUCCUAAAGGAGAUCAAGGAGUGCCAGGAAUAUAUGGAAAAAAGGGUUCAAAAGGAGAGAAGGGUGAUACAGGGUUGCCAGGACUGCCUGGGCGAACUGGAGACCCUGGCAGAAAUGGGAAAGAUGGAUUACCAGGCAGUCCUGGAUUCAAGGGAGAAGUUGGGCAGCCUGGAUCUCCAGGCCUAGAAGGGCAUCGAGGAGAGCCUGGAAUUCCUGGAAUUCCUGGAAAUCAAGGAGCAAAAGGACAAAAGGGUGAAAUUGGACCGCCAGGUCAACCGGGAGCAAAAGGGUCACCAGGAGAUACUGGUUUGAUGGGACCCGAAGGUUCACUUGGUCUACCUGGAGCUCCUGGGCCUAAGGGUGAUAAAGGUGAACCAGGAAUACAGGGAAAACCAGGAUCAUCAGGAGCCAAGGGAGAUCUAGGAGUACCAGGGGCUCCAGGUGAACCAGGAUACCCAGGCAUUCCUGGUACCCAGGGAUUAAAGGGGGAGAAAGGAAACCAAGGUGACACUGGUAUCCAGGGACUGAAAGGAGAAAAAGGAAGACAAGGAAAUCCAGGCUUACAGGGAGUAGAAGGAUUGAGUGGAGAACGAGGAGAGAAAGGUGAGAAAGGAGAUCCGGGCAUUCGAGGCAUCAGUGGACAAAAAGGAGAAUCUGGUGUCCCGGGUUUGAUUGGACCUCCUGGCCUCAGAGGUCAGCCAGGAGAUAGAGGACCCCCAGGACCACCUGGAUCAGAUGGAAAACCUGCACGGGAAUUUUCAGAAGAGUUUAUUCGACAGGUGUGUUCAGAUGUACUGAGAACCCAGUUGCCUGCCAUUCUCCAGAGUGGAAGACUACAAAACUGUAACCAUUGUCAGUCCCAAAGUGCUCCCCCAGGACUUCCAGGCCCACCAGGUCCCAGAGGCCCUGAAGGCCCCAGAGGGUUUCCUGGCUUGCCAGGGAAUGACGGCGUUCCAGGGCUGAUGGGCAUGCCGGGUCGCCCUGGGGCUCGUGGGACAAGAGGACUGCCAGGGAAGAAUGGUGCAAAAGGCAACCAAGGAGUUGGUGUUCCUGGGAUCCAAGGCCCCCCAGGACCUCCAGGUCCUGAAGGUCCACCAGGGAUGAGUAAGGAAGGCCGUCCUGGAGAGCGUGGGCAGCCUGGUAAAGAUGGAGACCGUGGCACUCCAGGAAGGCCAGGACCAGUUGGACCCCCUGGAAUUUGUGACCCAUCACUGUGUUUUAGUGUAAUUGUGGGGAGAGAUCCAUUUAGAAAAGGACCAAAUUAUUAAUUUGUGAUAUGAUACUUUAGAGGAAUAGUUACGGUGCUUAUCUUUCAUGGUCUUUCAAAUCUCAGGAAGGUGACCAGCAAUAAUC